Molecule: messenger RNA, 4449 nt
Organism: Eimeria maxima
Lineage: Eukaryota; Apicomplexa; Conoidasida; Eucoccidiorida; Eimeriidae
Exons: 2
Coding region: 1-4449 (1482 amino acids)
Source: RefSeq, a predicted model, not a curated record
AUGCAUCGGCAGCUACUGUACAACCAGCAGCAGCAACAGCAGCAGCAGCAACAACAACAGCAGCAGCAGCAGCAACAGCAGCAGCAGGUGUACGAAGGAACUCAAACGGCUCCUGACGAACGUCAGGCUGCUCAGCUCUGCCAACAACAGCAGCAGCAGCAGCAGCAUUGGCAGCAGCUGCAACUGCAACAGCAGCAGCAACAACAACAGCAACAGCAGGCUGGCAUCUUGCUGCCUCAACCCCUAAACGGAGGCCAAGUUCUGCAGCAGCUGCAGCAGCAGCAACAACAACAGCAGCAGCAACACUACAGCAUAAACCGCCUGAGCAGCAUAGAGGCAGCAAGCAGAUACGGACUUUUUGGUGGAGGAGGUGCUGCAUCUGUUGCUGAGCCAACAGUAGCAGCAGCAGCAGCAGGGGCGGCAGCAGUAGCGGCAGCAGGUGCAGCAGCGGCAGCUGCAGCAGCAGCAGCAGACGGGCUAUCUCCAACGACUGCAACAACUCACUACAGCAGCACGCAGCAGCACGCAGCAGCAGAAGACUUAGAAGGUGCAUUUACUCCUCUUGCUGAGUCUGUUGGGUCCUCGCCUCCUAGCCAGCAGCAGCAGCAGCAGCAGUUGCUGCUGCAUGCAGCAACAGCAGCAGAAGCAGAGGCAGACGGCAUCCGCAAAAACCCCAAUCUUAGGACUCUAAGGAUUUGUCAGCACUUUCAGCUACUGCAGCAGCAGCAGCAGCAGCAACAGCAGCAGCAGCAACAGCAACAACAGCAGCAACAGCAACUCAGGAGGACAGUAACACAGCAUCCUCAGCUGCAGCAGCUGCAGCAACUGCAGCAACAGCUGUUACAUCGUGCUGCAGCAGAGAGGUCGCCUCUGCUGCAGCAGCAGCAGCAACUUUCUGUAGACUCAGACAGCCUGUACUCUCCUUGUGCCGUUGACGGGACACCUCGUGACCUUCAUCUGCAGCAGCAAAUACAACAGCAGCAGCUGCAGCUGCAGCAGCAGCAGCAACUACAGCAGCAGCUGCAGCAACACCAGCAACAGCAGCAACAGCAGCAGCAGCAGUUGUUCCAGCGGCUACACCACAAGCGUCACAGCAGCUGCGAGAACAUCGACGUGAAUCAGCAGCAGCAGCAACAUCAGCAACUGCAGCAGCAGCAACUGCAGCAGCAACUACAACAGCAGCAACUACAGCAGCAGCAACUACAGCAGCAGCAACUGCAGCAACAGCAACUGCAUCAGCAGCAACUACAGCAGCAGCAGCUCCAGCAGCAACAUAUACAGCAGCAACAUAUACAGCAGCAACAACUACAGCAGCAACAGGUUCAAAAGCAGCAACUCCAGCAGCAGCAGCUACAGCAGCAACAGCUCCAGCACCAGCAGGCACAGCAGCAGCAGGCACAGCAGCAGCAGCUCCUGCAGCAGCAGGCACAGCAGCAACAGGUACAGCAGCAACAGCUCCUGCAGCAGCAGCAGCAGCAGCAGCAGGCAGCGCAGCAGCAACCUGAGCCCUUGGAAGCUUAUACUUCCGACGUUUGUCCAACAGCACAUUCAACUUCUUCUAUUGUAUCCGUAUCUUCAUCAGAAGCAGCAGCAGCAGAAACAGCAACAGCAGCAGCAACAGGAGCAGCAGCAGCAGCAGCAGCAGCAGGCGCUGCAGAGCAGCAAGAGCGCAUGGGAUGCCGUCAGUCCAGUCGGCGUACUUCACGGGUUUCUUCGCCCCAAGGUGGUGUUGCUGCUGCUGGUGUUGCUGCUCCUGCAGCAGCAGCAGCUCAGCAGCAGCAGCAACAACAGCAGCAACAACAGCAACAGCAACAGCAGCAGCAGCAGCAAAAGAAGCCAACUGGUCGAUUAUGGAGAGGUUCUUCUGCUCCGAGUGGCUGUAACGCAGCCGAAGCAGCAGCAGCAGCUGCUGCUGCAGCUGCAGCUGCAGCUGCAGUUCCUGCUGCAGUCUUACCUCCUGUUCCUCCCCCUCCACCUCCCAAGCAGAAACAGCAACAACACCACCACCACCAUCACAACCAACAGCAGCAGCAGCACCAACAGCAGCACCAACAACAGCAGCAGCAUCAGCAGCAGCAGCAGCAGCAUAAGAAGCAACAGGAUCCACGUACCCUAGGUGUCCCCUUUGUGUCUGUUCAUCAACUAUUACCUUAUUCAUCUAACGGAGACACAUUUAACUCUUCUUGUUGGCAGAAUCCCCGCUGCAGCAGCUGGGGAGACACCUCAACUUUGCUGCUGCAGCAACCAUUAGGGUGUGGGGCUAUGGGGCAUGUAUUCUUAAUACAAUUAGGGGGGAAACCUGCUGCACUUAAGCUCGCGCUGCAGUCUGAUGCUGCUGCUGCUCUCUAUCUAAGACAGGGAUGGGAUAAUCUUGUUAAAUUAGAGUGUAUACAUAUGCAGCAACAAAUCAAAAAAAAAACUGCUGCUGCAGCUGCUGCUGCUGCAGCUGCUGCUGCUGCAGCGGAUGCAACAGGUGGUGGUGGGAAGACGAAUUCGGGGAAAUGUAUGGAGGGGUUAACUAAACAGCAGCAGAAACAGCAGCAACAGCAGCAACAGCAGCAGCAGCAGGGAGGAAGGGUAUUAUCUCCUGCACCAAGUAGUGCAGCAAAUGCAGCGGCAGCAUUAAGCAGCAGCAACAGCAGGAACGAGCGUUAUUUUUGCCGUCCUUUAUGUUACUUAGAGGGGGAUUGGUAUAGUUAUGUUCCUGUUGCUGCUGGUGCUGCUGCUGGUGCUGCUGCUGGUGGAGGUGGUGUUGCUGCAGUACCUGCUGCUGCAUCCCCUGGCACUCCCGCCAAUCAAAAUAACCGCAACAACGGCAGCAGCACAACAAACACGAAUACGCACCAUCAGCAGCAGCAGCAGCAGCAGCAAAAGAGGAAAGUAUGCGGAUAUGCCAUGGAGCAUAUACCUGAUGCAUGCCAACUAACAGUACUAUCAUGGCACUUUCAUAGAUCUAUAGACCCAUUGGGGUGUAUACGCAGGUCUAAUAAAUCCUUAAUAAAUAAAAGAUUAUUAUUUAUAUGCAAAGAAAUAAUUCUUGCAUUUGCUUUUGUUGCUGCAGAAGCAAAACUAUUUGCCUUUGAUUUUAAUCCUAAAAAUAUACUAGUAUCUGUACAAUUUCCUGAGCAUAACAACAGCAGCAGCAGCAGCAGCAGCAGCAGCAGUGGUAAUAGGAGUAACAGUAAUAAUAAUAAUAGUAAUAAUAUGCUGCAAGAAGAAGAAGGAGAGGAAGGGGGACAGCAGCAGCAACAGCAGCAACAAGGAGAAGAAGAUAACAAUGUUGGUCUUGUUGCUGCAGGUGUAUCAGCAGCACGAAAGAAAGCAAAUAACCCCAACCAAAGUACCAUCAACAGCAACAGCAACAGCAACAGCAGCAGCAGCAGCAGCAGCAGCAGGAAUAAGAAGCCAUUAAGUGCCCUAGAGUUAACAAAGUUAGCUUUCUUAAGUCCUUCUGUUCGCUUACGAGUAGUAGCAAUAGACUUAGAUUGUUCAUUAAGUGCUCCUUUUUCCUUAGAGCCUCCAUCAGCAGGAGGAGGAGGAGGAGGAGGAGGAGGAGGAGGAGGAGGAACAUCAGCAGCUGCAGCAGCAGCAGCAGCAGCAGCUGCAGCAGUAGUAGCACAAGCGGCGGCAGCGGCUGCUGCAGCGGCUGCAGCAGCAAGAAAUACACAAGCACAAGCACAUCCAGGUAAAGCAACAGCUGAAGCCCAGCUGCAGCAGCAACAUGCAGCAGCAGCUAAUGCAGCAGCUAAUGCAGCAGCUAAUGCAGCAGCUAAUGCAGCAGCUAAUGCACAAGCAGCAGCAGCUCGGGCACCAUGGCAAGACUCGAACGAUAAGGAAAACACCCGUCAUCUACGGAUGCAAUUAAACUGCAGCAGCAGCAACAACAACAGCAACGGCAGCAGCAGCAGCAGCAGCAGGGCCCAACAACAAGCAGUGUCACAGCAGCAGCGCCAUCUGCUGAUGCAGCUGCAGCAGCAGGGAGACCGUCGCUUUGUUGUUGGGUGCAGCAGCAAACGAAGAUCAACAGGUCGUCUGAUGGAUGUAAGCAGCAACAGCAGCAGCAGCAGCAGCAGCAGCAACAGCAGUAGUAUCAGUUUUGACGAUAUGGAUGCUGCAGCACCGCAUGCAGCAGCAACAGUUGCUGCAAAUGUUGCAGCAUCUGUAGCAGCAACAGCAGCAGCAGCAGCAAGACCUGGUGGUAUUGCUGCUCUAUCUAUAUGGGAAAGAUUAGAGCUUCUCCCUGCAUUAACACCUGCACAAUUCCUUCCUGCUGCUGAUCUAUUUGGUGCUGCUGCAGCAAAAGAGUUUGCUGUUCUUCGUUCCUUGCUGCUCCGCCUUCUUGAUCCUCUACCUGCCUAUACACCCCAAUUAGGACCACCAAGAGAUGCAUAUAAUACUCUUGCUGCUGCUGUAGAAAAAGUACUCGAAAAAAUAGAGGCUGAUGAUUAA